CGUAGUUUUUUUUUUUUUUGAAUCGCCAGUUCAAACGUUGAAAUAUGGCAGGCCUGGAGUUAUUGUCAGAUCAAGGAUAUCGUCUUGAUGGAAGAAAAGCUGCUGAACUGCGGAAAGUACAAGCUCGUAUGGGUGUAUUUGCCCAAGCUGACGGGUCUGCUUACAUAGAACAGGGAAAUACCAAAGCGCUGGCAGUUGUGUAUGGUCCUCAUGAAGUGCGAGGCUCCCGCAGCAAGACCCUCCAUGACCGUGCUGUCAUCAACUGCCAAUACAGCAUGGCUACCUUCAGUACAGCGGAGAGGAAGAGAAGACCCCACGGGGAUCGCAAGUCCACAGAGAUGAGCCUUCACCUCAAGCAGACUUUCGAGGCAGCAGUGUUGACUAAUCUGUACCCACGCUCUCAAAUAGACAUUUAUGUCAAGAUCUUGCAGUCAGAUGGAGGGAACUACAGCGCGUGUGUGAACGCCGCUACUCUGGCAGUAGUCGAUGCGGGCAUCCCCAUGCGUGACUAUGUGUGUGCCUGCACUGCAGGCUUUGUGGAUGAGACCCCAUUGGCAGACCUGUGCCAUGCUGAAGAGAGUGGAGGGGGCACAUCACUGGCCCUGGCAUUGUUGCCUCGUGGCGGGCACAUUGCCCUGCUACAGAUGGACGCCCGACUCCACCAGGACCACCUAGAGACACUGAUGGAGGCGGCAAUGACGGCCUGUAAGGGCGUCAGCAAAGUGUUGGACGAGGUGGUGAGGCAGCAUCUACAGGAGGUGUCUGCGCUGACUGGAGAGUGAUGUAUCUUGGACUUUGGGGUAGAUUGGUCUGAGUGAAAGGCAGGGUAAGGUAGAGGAACAAACUUUUGUUUAUUUUUUAUUGUGCAAUGGUGUUAUGCUUUUGUAUGAAAUGCUUUAUUAAAAAAUGAAAUCUAAACCCA
This is a messenger RNA of Oncorhynchus masou masou (cherry salmon), 922 nucleotides long. It is a transcript of the gene exosc4, whose product is annotated as exosome component 4. Gene Ontology annotation, cellular component: cytoplasmic exosome (RNase complex); nucleolus; nuclear exosome (RNase complex). Bases 45 to 782 code for a protein of 245 amino acids. The record is from RefSeq and is a predicted model, not a curated record. Gene Ontology annotation, biological process: nuclear mRNA surveillance; U4 snRNA 3'-end processing; rRNA catabolic process. The transcript has 3 exons. NCBI's taxonomy places the organism in Eukaryota, Metazoa, Chordata, Actinopteri, Salmoniformes, Salmonidae.